AUGUCUACCAAAGAAGAAACUGAAGAUAUGGAAGUUGAAGAAACCGGCUUGACGGAGCAAGUUAAUGAAAAUGGAAGCGAUGAACCUAGAGUUUUCAUCCCAGGUGUUAGUGGUUCUUUGGAGGAAGGGGAGGAAUUGGAAUUCGAUCCAGAAGCUUAUAAAAUGUUUCAUUCUUUCAAAACAAAUUGGCCAUGUUUAUCAUUUGACGUAGUCGAGGACGGUCUGGGUAUAAGAGAUACCUCUCCUCUUGAGUGUUACGUAGUUACUGGAACUCAAGCUGAAAAAUCUAAGGAUAAUGAAAUUCUUGUGAUGCGAUUGAAAAAUCUUAUGAAAAUAGAAGACGAAGAAGCAGAGGAAAGUGAUGAUGACGACGAUGAUGACGAUGGUGAAAAAGAAAAAGAGAAGGAAAAGAAAAACGAACCGAAAUUGGAAACCGUUUCAAUCCCUCAAUUGGGAGGAACCAACAGAAUUAGAAGUGAGAAACUCGGAAAUAGCUCUGUUUGCGCUGUGUGGAACGAACAUGGAAGAGUUCAAUUAUGGAAUAUUACUGAAGCACUGGCUCACCUUUCGUCUGAGCAAAAAGGUGUUAAGAAAACAUUGGACAAUCAAAAACCGUUAUUUUCAUUUAAUGGUAGUAAAAAAGAAGGUUUCGCUUUAGAUUGGUGCCCAACUAAAAAGGGUGAUAUUGCUACUGGAGAUAUUGUUAAAAACAUUUAUGUAUGGCAUAUGCAUGAAGGAGGCACAUGGCUUGUUGACCAGAAGCCACUAUUGGGACAUAAAAAAUCAGUUGAAGAUUUAGCUUGGUCCCCGACAGAGCAUGGCUUAAUAGCUUCUUGCUCCGCGGAUGGCUCUUUAAAACUCUGGGAUACGCGUUCUCCAGCUAAAGAUGCAUGCGUUUGCACUGUUGACAAAGCUCAUAACUCUGAUGUCAAUGUAAUUUCUUGGAAUAAGCACGAUGCUCUCCUCGUCUCUGGCGGUGACGAUGCAGAAUUAAAAGUUUGGUCUUUGAAGAAUAUUCAGUACGGAGAGCCUGUUGCGAGAUUCAAGCAUCAUACAAAACCGAUCACUUCUGUCGAGUGGCAUCCUACGGAUUCGACAACAUUCAUGGCAUCAGGCGAGGAUGAUCAGACGUCGAUUUGGGACAUUUCCACUGAAAUCGAUGGCACCGAUAAUAUUGUAGGAGUACCUCCUCAACUCAUGUUCCUACAUUUAGGACAGCAGGAAGUUAAAGAAGUGCACUGGCACCCGCAAAUACCUGGGCUUGCUUUGAACACUGCUCUUUCCGGUUUCAAUGUUUUUCAAACAAUUAAUGUUUGA
Molecule: messenger RNA, 1317 nt
Organism: Auanema sp. JU1783
Lineage: Eukaryota; Metazoa; Nematoda; Chromadorea; Rhabditida; Rhabditidae
Source: the annotation of a GenBank genome assembly